CCCAGAGGCUCAACUAAACCUUGAACUCGGGAGCCAAUGAACCUGCAUCGCUGCCUAAUGUUAGUGUAGUGUACUGUACUUCCGUACUGUACCUCUGGACAAGGCGCAGAAAACAGUGGUUGUUGCCCUCAAUCACGGUCACGACAUCCACUUAAACAACGCGUGUCGAGAAACGCGCGUCUCGCAGCUCCGACGCGUCUAUCGCGAGAAUGGUCAGCACGUUUCACCAGUCGGGCCUGCAAUUGAAUGCAGACUCUUUGUGAGAUCCCAGUCUCUAAAUCUAGCAGCAUCGGUGAUGCUGCUGUUUCCCGUCCCAUUCAGAUAUUGGGGACAAUUUCCUCUCGUGUUUUCUGGGGAACCCCUCAAGGGACGAUCUCGGAAGAGCAGUAUCUUGGACCUCUAGACUCUGAGAAUAUCGACUAAACAACAACAAAAUGCAACAGUCGCAACUAGAUCCUCUUCCGAGCGAUCUACCCUUCCGGAUCAUCUCCAAAACGAUCGGAAGGGGCGCCUAUGCAUCCAUCAAGAAGGCAAUACCACUGGAUGCGGACUCGCCAGUCUUCGCUGUCAAGCUGAUACACAAAGACUAUGCCGUCCGGCAGGGGCGCAUAUCUGCGAAGCAGAUCGCCAUGGAGGUAUCGUUGCACUCGCAUAUCGGCCAACAUCCAAACAUCAUCGAGUGGUUCGCAACCGGUGAGGACGCAGUGUGGAGAUGGAUCGCCAUGGAGUUUGCCGAGGGUGGUGAUCUCUUCGACAAGAUUGAGGCAGAUGUCGGCGUGCAGGAGGAUAUUGCCCACCUGUACUUCCAGCAGCUGAUCAGCGGUGUCAGCUUCAUGCACUCCAAGGGCGUCGCGCACCGAGAUCUCAAGCCCGAAAACAUCCUCUUGUCAGCAAGCGGAAAUCUCAAGAUCGCCGAUUUUGGCAUGGCGACCAUGUUCGAGUACAAAGGGGCCCGGAAAUUGAGCAGCACCAUGUGCGGAAGCCCGCCAUACAUCGCCCCGGAGGUUUUGCAGUGCGCAAGGCAGGACAAAAAGACGCCGGACGGGGCGAAGUACUCGUCAGAUCUGGUCGACAUAUGGUCGUGCGGUGUCAUCUUGUUCGUUCUCCUGGUGGGCAACACCCCCUGGGACGAGCCAACAUCCGAGAGUUGGGAAUUCCAAGAGUAUGUGCGGACGAACGGCCGGAGCACCGAUGCGCUAUGGGGAAGAGUACCGGCCGAAGCCCUGUCUCUGCUUCGCGGCAUGAUGAACAUCGAGGCGAACAAGCGCUUCUCUUUUGCUCAGAUUCGCCAGCAUCCCUGGUACACGCGGCGCAACCCGCUGCUGACAGCAGACGGCAAAGUCUCGGACCCGAUCGCUCUCGCGACGCAGAUGCUCGCCGGGCUUCGCAUCGACCUGAGCGCCGAACCUACCCCAUCCCAACGCCAGUCCCAGCCAGAAGCCAUGGACGUCGACUCUCAGCCCACCCCCGGCUGGUCCGCCAAGCUCCCGGCCACCCAGCCCGAAACCCCGAUCAGCGACGCGCUCUUCGACUGGGAACGGCCCGCCCGGCGCACGCUCGGCACGUACGCCAUCUCAGCCACCCAGCCGCUUGCAAGAACCGACGCCGCGGCUGCGGCCCACCUCGGGUACUCCUCGGCCCUCGAGGCGCUGGCCGACGAGCCCACGAUGAGCCAGUUCUCCCAGACGCCCGGCGUCCCGCUCAGCCUGACCCAGCACGCCCGCCAGUUCCGCGACAUCGUGCCCUCGUACUCGCUGACCCGCUUCUUCUCGCACGUGCCGCCCGCCCUGCUGGUGCAGAUGCUCGCGGACGCGCUGCACCAGCUGAACGUGCCCCAGCCCGGGCGGGCGCCGGCAGUGGACCCGAACGCCGAGCACGUGGCGACGCUCAAGGUGAAGACGUUGGACGGGAGGCGGCAGGGCUUGCACGGCGACGUGUUGGUGGACCGGUAUCGGCUGUCGGAGGAGCAGGAGCUGCUGGAGGUGCGGUUCGUGAAGGUCAAGGGGGACCCGCUGGAGUGGCGGAGGUUUUUCAAGAAGGUUACUCUGUUGUGUCGCGAUGCGGUGUACAGCGGCGACAGAGGCGGGAAUGGUGGAACUGGGAAUGGAACCGGGAAUGGCAAUGGGGCGUAGGGCGCUGUUGAGUCUUGUGGUGCUGGUGAAGGCGAUCGUGUGAACCUGGGUUUGGCAGUGGCGUCGAUGGGUUAAUCAUGAUGCUAGGUUCUGGGACUGGGACAAGCGGGACGCAGGUAAUGUUGUAACGGUUAGGCUAGCAGUGUGUUGGGUCAAUGUUGAUGGGACAAUGGCUGGAUGUUCAUAGCAUGGCGAGCUGAUAGGAAACUUGCAAAGGAUCCAACUGAACACUCAUGAGCGUCUCGCCGACUU
Molecule: messenger RNA, 2384 nt
Organism: Thermothielavioides terrestris NRRL 8126
Lineage: Eukaryota; Fungi; Ascomycota; Sordariomycetes; Sordariales; Chaetomiaceae
Exons: 2
Coding region: 435-2132 (565 amino acids)
Biological process (GO): mitotic G2 DNA damage checkpoint signaling; protein phosphorylation
Cellular component (GO): cytoplasm; nucleus; site of double-strand break
Molecular function (GO): ATP binding; protein kinase activity
Source: RefSeq, a predicted model, not a curated record